UAUCUUAUACAAGUCCAACGUCUGCGUGUUCCUUAUGCCACCGGACGACAAGGAGGAGCUCUUCUAAACCGAGGCUCUUCACGGCGAACUCUUUGCGAAGAAGAUGGCGGCAGCGGUGGUGGAUAAGGUGUUCGUCGCGCUGCCGGCGGAGGUGAAGGCGGGGCAGUCCACGCUGGCGUGGGCUCUCGACCGUUUCGGCGGCGGCGGCGGCGGCAGAACCACGGUUGUGAUCGCACAUGUGCAUGUCCCGCCACAGAUGAUUCCAGUGAUGGGGGUCAAGUUCCACUCUAGUAAACUGAGCCCCGAGCAAGUGAAACUGUUCAGAAGGAUUGAGCAUGAGAGGGUGGACAAACAGCUAGACGGUUAUGUUCGCCAGUGCUCAAAAAUGAAGGUCAAAUGUGAGAAACUAGUUUUUGAGAAGGACGACGUUGUGGCCGGUCUGGUUGAACUCGUCGUCUUGCAUAAAGUCACUAGGCUAGUUAUUGCAGCUGCUGCAGACAGGCAAUAUUCAAGAAAGAUGGAUAGACCCAAGUGUAGGACAGCAACAGAAAUCAUGCAGAGAGCUGAUCCAUCGUGCAAGAUCUGGUUUGUUUGCAAGGGACAACUGAUCUGUACCAGGGGUGUGGAAGAGGAGGUUGCGCCAUCAGCUACACCUUUUGUCCCUGAUGAUCUUGAUCACCAGGCUCUGCAGUUAGUAGUGUCUCACCAGAAAGAGGACGAAGCUAAGUCGGAGCUGGGGUUAUACGAUGAGCUGAAAGAGGCAUGCAUAGCAGCUGAGAACCUGAUGAAGAGAGCCCUAAACGAAUCUUCCAGGCGCCAAAAGGCAGAUGGAGAAGUGGCCUCCGCGCUUCAGAAAGCAAAGGAAUACCAGGAGUUGUACUUUGAGGAGACGAGGAAGCGUGAAGAGCUCGAAGGAGCUCUUGCAAGAGCGCACCGAGAGAUCGCGCGGUUAAUGCAGGCGAAGCAGGUGUUCGUGGUCGAGCGAAACACGGCAGCGGACGAACUCCAGGAGGCCAUGUCAGAGAGGUCGUCCCUGGAAGGCCACGACGUCGACGAGGAUGCCGUUUUGCGAACAGCCGGCGGUCAAGCGACUGAGCAACAGGAGGAGGAGGAGGAGCAUGUCCAGACACAACACGAUCUGGGCACCGGUGAAAGGGACCUGGAACUGGAAGCGCGGCUCAACCAGAGCAAGCUGGCCGCGUUCUCGCCGUCGUCCGUCAUCCAGUCGCCGUACGACGAAGACCGCGUCCCGGCCUGCUUCCUCUGCCCGAUCCUUCAGGAGCCCAUGAGGGAUCCCCACGUCGCGGCAGACGGGUUCACGUACGAGGGCGACGCCAUCAGAGGCUGGCUGGACGGAGGGAACGGCGCCUCCCCCGUGACCGGCCAGCCGCUCGCGCACCGGGAGCUGGCACCGAAUCUCGCGCUUGGCGCCGUGAUCCAAGAUUACACGGUGAUGAGGCGGCGGCAGUGCCGGUUCUGCGAUUCGCACGACGGCGUUGCUGCGCUUCAAUUUUUUCCAUCGCCUGUGGGCUGCCAGCGGUGAGCUGCGCUUGGCAGGCCCAGAUCACGCCGCACCCCAUUUGUGUUUGGUUCCAAUGGUAGGACUAGACGGGAGGGGAGGAUCCAUUAGGUACGAUUAUUUGGUUCAGAGUUAAGAUUUGGAUCAGAUCAUUCUAGCACCAUCUCCUGUUCCGUUAGAAUUGGAGGGACGAAGGAGACCUCGUGGACGUGACUGUUCCCAGCUGUAAUGUAACCAAACACAUUUGCAGUCUCGUAUACAAUUUGUGUGUACAAGCCUACAAGACGAGGUACUUGUAUAUCGGUGAUUGAAUAAGAUGAAGAACAUGCUAAUAAUGCUUGUUUGAAUGUA
Molecule: messenger RNA, 1870 nt
Organism: Zea mays
Lineage: Eukaryota; Viridiplantae; Streptophyta; Magnoliopsida; Poales; Poaceae
Product: U-box domain-containing protein 36
Exons: 8
Coding region: 104-1543 (479 amino acids)
Biological process (GO): protein ubiquitination
Molecular function (GO): ubiquitin-protein transferase activity
Source: RefSeq, a predicted model, not a curated record